Molecule: messenger RNA, 2509 nt
Organism: Eriocheir sinensis (Chinese mitten crab)
Lineage: Eukaryota; Metazoa; Arthropoda; Malacostraca; Decapoda; Varunidae
Exons: 2
Coding region: 610-2226 (538 amino acids)
Source: RefSeq, a predicted model, not a curated record
UCUUGCUGGGCUUGUGGCAAGAAUUUUCGGCCGAGUGGUUCAUUGGGUAAGGUGGGCACGAUGCGGCCAGUCCCAGCUCACGGCGGCUUCUCGGUGUGACGAGAUGUGUGUUGCGGCGCCGACAGGCUUAGGUGAAGGUGAGGGGAUGAAUUAUGAGGGUUGGUGUGAGUAGAAGGAGCUAGGAGCAUGAGGGCGUGGGUGCGGGGUUGGCAUGGGCGUAAUACUUGUUGCAAACAUUCGGCCAGGGAUGAGGGAGUGGGUUGUGUGGGUUGGUGUUGGUGGCAUGAGGGCGUGGGUGCGGGGUUGGCAUGGGCGCAAUACUGGUAGCAAACAUUCGGCCAGGGAUGAGGGAGUGGGUUGUGUGGGUUGGUGUGGGUGGCAGGAGGAGCAUGAGGGCGUGGGCGUGGGAUGGGCUCACUACUUCCAGCAACAUUUCGUCACCUGCAUUACGUCCCAUCGCCCCAGCGUUACACUCUCAGCCUUUUCUUUGAGCGUCCGCGCCAGUGGUCGGUGUAGCCAAGGCGGAACACGACGAGGAGAAGCCAUCCCAGAAGAGGACAACGUUGAUGACCUGCACGUUCCUGCUAAAGAUUGUUCAUUUACAUUAAAAUGACUCAGCAAAAACAAGUGAAGAAGUCUUGGUGCUGCGGGUGCUUCGGCUGGCUCUUCGCCAGGCGGAAGCGCCGCAGCCCCUCCGAGGAACCUGACGACAUCGUCGAGGAAACCGAAAACGCGGGUGCCCAGGCCGAUGCAGGGCAACAGGCCCUGGUCUGCCUGAAGAAGGCUGCUCAGCCUCUCGCAGUGGUGGAGGAGAUAACCUCCGACACCUUGCUGGAUGCUGAUGGGGUGGUGGGGAAGGGCGAAAAGGAGGCCACUGGCAGGGGGCGUCAGACUCUCAUCAUCACAAUCCACUUGGUGAAGAGAGAGAAGGUCCAGAAGCCAGUGGAUGAUACAACAGUCGCACAAAAAGACUGCACGCAAUUGGAGAGCCAUGGCAAGAGGGUUCAAACUCUCGUAAUUACUCUGCACAUGGUCAAGAGAGAGAAAAUAAAGGAGGUAUACGAUGAGCUCCCCUCCGGGCACCAAGGCACGGCUGGGGACGCUCCUUCCAGCAGGAGCAAGGCCGUUACCAGCCCACCGGAAAAGAUGCCCCUUAUCAGCAGCUUCAAACGGCGGAAUGCAUCUCAAACCCCGGUCAAGAAAAUGAUCAGGUUCAACUUCCAAAACCUGAACACUUUCGUCAAAAUUCGUGAGCUGUACUGUGCCUACGACUACUGCAAGUAUGGCUUCCCUCUCUCCAGCAUUCGUCCUGAGCUGAAAAGCCUAAAGGAGAGAGCAGUGGAGCCACAGGAAGAGCCACCAAAGGAAGCAGUAAACAAACUUCCAGAGGCUCAGAAAACAGUAACAGAGGAAGCAACAGAUUCAGCCAACAAAAUCAAUGAGCCACAACAUCUCACAGGGAUCCUCAAGAAAGGAAAGACGGCCAGCACCGCUCAUAAAUGUGUGCGCUUUAACUUCCAGAACCUGAACACUUUCGUCAAGGAUCGUGAGCUGUACUGUGGCUACGACUACUUCAAGUAUGGCUUCCGUCUCUCCACCAUUCGUCCUGAGCUGGAAAGGCGAAAGGAAAGAACAGUGAAGCCACAGAAAGGGUCAGCAAAGGACGCGGUAAAGAAACACAACACACGACACCAGCAAACAGUUGGAGCAGCUCGCUGUGCACAAAUGAAUACCACUACUGAAGGGAAGUCUCCUAAAGGUAUCCUGAAGAAAGAAAAGAUGCCACGGUCCACCUGUCCAAGACAUGUGCCCUUCAACCUUGGUAACCUCCGCGCCCCCGUUAAGGAACGUGAGGUGUACCGUGGCCACGACACCUUCAGAUACGCCGCGCCGCUCCAAGUCACUCAGCCUCCCAACUUUACCUCGAGGCCUCACCAGCAGCCCGUUAGAUCCGCCUCUAACUCGCUGCGUGGCGCACCUCGGCACUUCGAGAGGCCGGCACAGCGGAGCAACGACUCCUUCCAGCAAAACAGUGGCUGGUAUGCUGCACACAACUACACCAACAGCCGCCACUCACAGCACCGCCAGCACAACGCCAGCAGCCACGUCCCUCCCAGAUACGAAACAAGGCAUUUCUACGAGGGACAGACACAUCGGGGCACCAACUCCUGCAGCAGAGGUCGUGCCAAGAGAGGUGCAAAGCCGAGUGGUGGCAAGUUUCUGUGAGCACCGGGCGAGUACACAGCGUCGUGAUCAAACUCAAAUGUUCAGCGACGUACAGGUGACGUACAUUCCGGGUGCAUUUCUCAACACCCGCUGAACAGUAACUGUCGCUGACUGGUGAUAACAGAGACUGAGGAGUGCCAAGAAGCACCACAAUCACACUGAGAGGAACGGCUCGCCAGCUGACUAAAAUCACCAUGCAGAGGAACGCAUCCCAUGGAACGGUGCCACUUCUACGGAACAAAUUGUUCAAGAGUGUCGCAUCUGUGGGGAGUGUUUGGACGCA